AUGACUUCAAACCUUUUCAAGCAAGACAUCAUAGGCGACAACGAGUUUUCACAAUUACUUAAAGAUUUUACUUCUGUCACUGGUUCCGUUUUGGAUAAUACUACUUUAUAUAACGCUGCUGCAACAGCGACUCAACAACUACAUUCUACACCUUUCGAUAUGUCCCCUCUCCUAACCUCUACUCAAAAGGAGAGUGGGAACACCAGAGAUUACGUUAACGAUAUUGUUUCUUCUUCUGCUUAUCCGCCACCUGCUCAAGAUCCACAAAGAGUUUUACGUCAAAUGAUGAGUUUAUGUAAACAUAUUUAUUCAAGGGGUUUGAUCGAAGGGAGCGGAAGUGAUGUUACCAUUAAAGCUUUCGAUAAAGAUUAUCAUUUACAUAGAAUAAUUCUUUAUCAAAACACUUAUUUUUCAGUUUUAUUGGAAGGUCCUUGGAAAGAAAAUGGUGCAAAAGAUAUAGAGUUACGAUUUGAUGAUAAAAAUAUCACUCGUGAAGCUUUUGAGAUAGCUUUGGGUCGGUUAUAUGGCAGACUGGAUGAAGUCAUUUUACCUUCUCAAGUAUUAAGUCUCCUUGCAACCGCUUCUUUUCUUGAUUUACAGGAUUUAUGUGAAAUGUGUGUGGAUGUUAUAUUAAGAGAUAUAAAAGAUGAUACUGUGGUUACUUAUCUUACUUUUGCUACCACCCAUUUUUAUGGUUCUCAUUCUGAAAAAAUCACAGAAGCUUGCUUCACUUAUCUAUGUAGAGAAGGUUAUGAUAGUUUAACCCUUCAAUCCGCCUUUUUAUCCUUACCCGCUGAGUGGUUAAAGAGAGUAAUAGAAAGUGAUGCUUUUUGGGUUGCCGGUGAAUAUGAGAGAUAUUUAUUUGCUCGUGAUAUAGUUAGUAGGAGAAGGAAAAUUUUUGUUGAACGAAAGAGAAGAAGUGUGGUAGCUUCAUUGUCAAAUGUUGAAAUUUCUGAUUUACAUAAUUUACCGACUGAAAGUUCGGCUCCAAUUUCUCCAACAACUCCUACUUCUCCGGCUGGAAACAGACGAUUGAUAGAUACUUACUCUUAUCAUACUAGACGUUCCGCUUCUGUUAGUACCAUAAGUUCGGUGUGUUCUGCGACGUCUUCGUCUAUACAGGCGGAGAGUGAUGAAUCUAUUUACAACGCUAUAUUUACCUAUGCAAUUUACUAUAGUCACAUGACUUUUGAAGAAUUAAAUUUUAUAUUACAUGAUUGUGAUCCUACCACCGGUGUUCCAUUCUCUCCUGACUAUGUAGUGAAAGAUGCUUUAUGGCAGCAGAUUGAUCUUCGUAACAAAAUUGAGAAUGCUACAGAGACUGAUGUUACAUUAGGAAUUUCUUCUUCUGAAAUAUUAACAAGUUCAACGGGUGUACAUUUUGAAAUUCCUUCAGAUGAUACCACUCAUAUAGGUGAAGCACUUACUGGAUUAGAAGACAUGAUUGGAGGUGGAACAAAAGCAAUGAAAGAUGGUGAAGGUAGAGGAAGUGUAGAGUAUUCUCUGUUUGCUCCUUUUAGAUUUAGCGUUGAAUUUGCGGACGUUGCUAAAUUGAAAGAAAAACAGAGAGUAUAUUCUGGAACAAAAUUUUAUGCCGGAUCUAAUUGGAACAUGUAUAUCCAAAAAAUAAAAACUCCUCGUAAAGGAAUACAACUUGGUGUAUAUUUGCACCGUCAUUCAAUGCCAGAUCCUGCAUCACCUUGUGGUAACAAUAAUAGCUCCUCUUCAUUGAUGAACGUAUCACCCCUAAACAAAAGUCCUACGUCUUCCCCUUCAGAUGAUCGAUUUUCUGCAUCAACUCGUCAAACUAUAUUAAUGAAGAAUAAUGGCCCUAGUCACGUGUUGACACAAUUUCAGAGUAGUCCAGAUAAUUUUGCACUAAUGCAAAGUUGGGGUUGGCGAAGUUCAAGUCUUUGUCAAGAUGAUUAUCUCUUGGAUGUUCGUGACUAUGACACUUCUGCUUCAGCUAUUUCAAACUCUUCAUCAACUUUAAAGUUUUCUGUG
This is a messenger RNA of Dentiscutata erythropus, 2004 nucleotides long. Lineage: Eukaryota; Fungi; Glomeromycota; Glomeromycetes; Diversisporales; Gigasporaceae. The record is from the annotation of a GenBank genome assembly.